CAGACGGGAGCUUUACAGUGUGAUAAUAUUGACCUUUUGGGUGUGAGAUGCUGCCGAGUUCACAUAAACCUCACAGCAGCAGGCCUGAUGCUGUGCAACCGUUGUCUGCAGGUAGUGUGGCGGAGCCGCCGAGCGGACUCCCCUCACCAAGUCCCAGAGACCCUCGGCACUUUCCUGACUCACACAUGGACGUUCAGGGGUAUAAGUGGGUGCGAUGGCGGGUGUGGAUGUGCCGUCUUCUCGCCCUGCUGACCUUGGGUCUCCUCCUGAUUCUGUUUCACUGGCGCCCUCGACUCGCCGUCCUGGCCCGCUGCUGCUCCUGCCCCCUGGCUUUGGCAGAUAUUCUGCUGCUGAGAGACAGUUUUGGCCAACAACAUGUGGUGGAGGUCCUCACAGAGGAGAUGGAGGAGGGCAGCUGGGAGGUGUUGGGACAGCAGGAGGAUGUUGAAUGGAGAGACACAGUUCAGCUGUAUGACGAGGAGAGAACUCUGCUGCGCUACUACCUGUUUGAAGGAUUGCGUUACGUCUGGCUGAGCAGGAAGGGAGCGUUCUGUAGCGUUAGUGUCCUCAAUGAGGACUGGAGCUGCAAAGACCUGCAUAACUUCAAAAAGGGCCUGACCCCCCUCGAGCAGAGCUUGAGGAGAUCCCUGUAUGGCGCCAACCUGAUUGACGUGCCUGUGAAGUCUUACAUGAAGCUGCUGGUUGAGGAGAUCCUCAAUCCUUUCUAUGUGUUCCAAGUUUUCAGCGUCAUCCUGUGGACAAUUGAUACCUAUUAUAUUUAUGCCUCAAUCAUAGUUUUUAUCUCGUUUAUCUCCAUCGGCAUCUCACUUUAUGAGACCCGUAAGCAAAGUGUGACGCUACGCAGCAUGGCGCGGUUCGUCACAAACGUCACAAUACGAAGAGACUCAGGACAGGAGGAAUGUGUGAGCUCGGAGGAUCUGGUUCCUGGCGACUGUCUGAUCAUCCCUCAGGAAGGUCUGCUGCUGCCCUGCGACGCUGCCCUGCUGGCUGGGGAGUGUCUGGUCAACGAGAGCAUGCUCACAGGUGAAAGUGUUCCGGUGCUGAAAACCUCCCUGCCCGCCGUUGACAGGAAAUACAGCUCAGACUCUGAGCGCAGACACACUCUGUUCUGUGGAACCCAACUCAUCCAGGCCAAAGGGGGGCGACCCGGCGGAGCGGGCGCCGUCGCUGUAGUCACCAGCACUGGUUUUUUCACAGCCAAGGGGAACCUGGUCAGCUCCAUUCUGUAUCCUCAGCCAAUCGACUUCCGCUUCUACAAAGAUGCCUUUAAGUUCCUGUUCAUCCUGGGUUUUUUCGCUCUCAUUGGCAGCAUUUACAUUUUUGUCGUUCUCUACAAAGCCCAAGUGACCUGGCUGGAAUUGAUUAUCAGGUCCUUGGAUAUCGUGACCAUCGCAGUGCCUCCGGCGCUGCCUGCUGCCAUCACAGCUGGAACCAUCUACGCUCAGAACAGGCUGAAGAGCGAGGGCGUCUUCUGCAUCAGUCCGCCUCGGAUCAACGUCUGCGGGAAAGUUUCGCUCUUCUGCUUUGACAAGACGGGAACUCUGACAGAGGACGGUCUGGAUGUGUGGGGAGUGGUGGAGGCGGGUCCUGCUGGUUUCUCGGAGCUGGUCCCCGAUCCCCAACAGCUGCCUGCCGGCCCGAUGCUCUCUGGCCUCGCCUGCUGCCACACAGUCACGCUGCUGCGAGGGCAGCCCAUCGGAGACCCUCUGGAGCUGAUGAUGGUCGAGUCCACUGGCUGGACUCUCCAGGAGCCAGAGGAAGAUGUACAUACUCUGGAUGCAGAGUUCGGAGGCCACAAAGUUUUGGCUGUUAUGGAGCCACCUACUGGCCAGAGCCAGGCGGUGGCCAUCGUGGGAAGGUUUCCCUUCUCUUCAGCCCUGCAGAGGAUGAGCGUGGUGACGGUGGAUCGAGGAGGCCGCUCUGCUCUCGCUUUCAUCAAAGGUGCUCCAGAGAUGGUGGCCAGUCUCUGUCGACCUGAAACAGUGCCUUCACAGUUUGCCAGUGAACUCCGUAACUUUUCCAGUGAAGGCCUGAGAGUCCUGGCACUCGGCUGUAAGACCGUCGAUGUGAACUCAGACUUGAAGACUAUUGAAAGAGAGGAAGUGGAGAAAGACAUGCAGUUUCUGGGCUUCUUGAUGAUGAAGAAUCAGGUGAAGAAAGAAAGUGGAGAAGUUAUCAACAUCUUGACGGCGGCACAAGUUCGCAACGUUAUGGUCACUGGAGACAAUAUUUUGACGGCAGUUAGUGUAGCCAAAAGCUGCGGGAUGGUGGCGCCCGAGGAGAAGGUGAUCUACGUCAUCGCAAACCCACACACUGCUCGAUCGAUGCCCACACUGAAGUUCAGCCUGCAGGACGGAGGCAGCGCGGCCGCCCACAGCUCCGAGGUCGUCACCCAGAAUCUCUACCAGGGGGGUUUUGGCUAUCACUUGGCUAUCAAUGGAAAAUCCUUUGCAGCUCUCUGCGAUUACUUUCCCGAUGAUCUCCCGAAGGUUUUAAUGCGAGCCACGGUUUUUGCACGAAUGUCCCCCGACCAGAAAACCCAGCUGGUGAAAGAGCUGCAGAAACUGAACUACAGAGUGGGCAUGUGUGGGGACGGAGCCAACGACUGCGGCGCCCUGAGAGCCGCCGAUGUGGGAGUUUCCCUGUCUGAGGCCGAAGCCUCGGUGGCCUCACCUUUCACCUCAAAGACUCAGAACAUCAGCUGUGUGCCGCUGCUCAUCAGAGAGGGUCGAUGUUCUCUGGUCACCUCCUUCAGCCUCUUCAGAUACAUGGCCCUGUACAGCCUGAUUCAGUUCAUCUCCGUCAUCAUCCUCUCCACGGAGAAGACGAGCCCGGGUGACUGGCAGUUCGUGUUCUGGGACCUGGUUCUGGUCACCGUGCUGGCCCUGGUGAUGGGGAUGGGUGGUCCCAGUCUGGUGCUGCACCCUCACAGACCCCCGGCCAGCCUGCUGGCUCUGCCCGUCCUGGGGAGCCUCUUCAUCCACACCUGCCUCAUCGCCCUGGGCCAGCUGGCCGCGCUCUUCAUCACCAAAUCGCAGGACUGGUUUGUUCCACUCAACUCCACGGUGUUCGGAACGAAAAAUCUCCCCAACAUGGAGAACACCAGUGUGUUCGCCUUAUCCGGUUUCCAGUACAUCAUCAUGGCGAUUGCGGUCACCAAGGGAUACCCACAUAAGAAGCCCCUGUACCACAACUGGAUUUUCUUCGGCGUGCUGAUCGUCCAGCUCGCGCUGAUGACGUGGCUGGUGCUGUAUCCCGGUCACGUCGUUGGCCUGUUUUUUCAGCUCUACAACUUCACCGACAUGAAUUUUAAGAUGCUGCUCGUCGCCUUGGCUGCUCUCAACCUCCUCAUUUGUUUUGUGGUGGAGGUGCUGAUAGACCUGGGUAUUUUAAACUGCCUCCGACUCCUGCGUGGGACGCAUCCCUCGAAGAAACAGUAUAAACUCCUGAACAACGUUCUGUCCGAGAGCUCGUCCUGGCCCCCCCUCAAUCAGACUCUCACCCCCAGAAACCACACAGUCGUCAGCAUCAGCUAACAUCCGCCCGGCCUCUGUUGGACGUUAGCUCACUAAAUAAAGCCGUGGAUGUCUGGACCACAUCCACAGCUCCACUAAUUAUGCAAAGCUGUGUUUACAUGUAGGAAUAAAAGAUAUUUUUAUGGCAACUUGUGUAUAUUUAUAGAUGUUUUUCAUUGUGUUUGAGCGUGAAGUAAAAACAAGAAUCGCUUAUUUUUUUUCUGCAAAUCAUUUUAUUAAAUCAGUAUUUACAGGCAGUUUGUAUUUGCACUGGGUGUUCACCAGAUUUCCUGAACUAACAUCUGUAACCAGUACUGUGGAUUCUGCUGUCGAAUAUUUCUUGAACUGCAUCACGGAAAAUAACAAAAAAAAAAAAUCCCAAAAACCGAGAAGUAGAGAUACAGGAGGCACAAGCUGAUUCCAACCUUUAAAACUUCAGGAGUUCAUGAUGCUGCACCUCUGAAUAUGGCUUUAUCAAUAUCUAUUUUUUUUUUUUU
This is a messenger RNA of Salarias fasciatus (jewelled blenny), 4033 nucleotides long. RefSeq names its product ATPase cation transporting 13A2 (gene atp13a2). Gene Ontology annotation, biological process: polyamine transmembrane transport; intracellular calcium ion homeostasis; autophagosome-lysosome fusion. The record is from RefSeq and is a predicted model, not a curated record. The transcript has 28 exons. Gene Ontology annotation, cellular component: late endosome membrane. NCBI's taxonomy places the organism in Eukaryota, Metazoa, Chordata, Actinopteri, Blenniiformes, Blenniidae. The coding region runs from base 48 to 3557 and encodes 1169 amino acids. Gene Ontology annotation, molecular function: ATPase-coupled monoatomic cation transmembrane transporter activity; polyamine transmembrane transporter activity; ATP hydrolysis activity.